Cyprinodon variegatus (sheepshead minnow) is the source of this 1503-nucleotide messenger RNA. Its product is annotated as butyrophilin subfamily 2 member A2-like. NCBI's taxonomy places the organism in Eukaryota, Metazoa, Chordata, Actinopteri, Cyprinodontiformes, Cyprinodontidae. The coding region runs from base 1 to 1503 and encodes 500 amino acids. Gene Ontology annotation, molecular function: protein binding. The transcript is spliced from 9 exons. The record is from RefSeq and is a predicted model, not a curated record.
AUGGGUUGGCAUGGUGUUAUAUUUGCAGCCUUAGGGGAUAAUUUGGUGCUUCACUUGUGUUUUUUGGCGCUGCUCACUUCACCAGGCUAUGCUGCUCUUGUUUCGCAGACUUUCAUGGUUUCAGUGAGGUCUCCUAUCUCAGUCCAGCAAGGCCAAACAGCCAUCUUACCCUGCUGGCGCAGUUCCUCUCAGAGUGCAGAAGAUCUAGAGGUGCGCUGGUAUUUGGGCAGUGAUGGAUUUGAUACUCCAGUCAUGCUUUAUAAGGGAAAAGCUUUUGACCACACAUCUCAGAAAGCUUCAUACGCUGGCCGAGUCUCAUUUGGCUUAAAGGAAGGAACAUCAGGAGGGUUAAAGUCAGGUGAUGUCAGCCUGAAGCUGGAAAACACCAUGAUUGAAGACACAGGAACCUACACUUGCUUUCUCAGCAGCUCUGAGGAAUAUGACAGUGCUGCUGUUAGUCUGACAGUGACAGAAACUGGACGUCAUCCUCUCCUUUCAGCAGUGAUUAAAGACGAUAAAAAUGUUAAUAUAAGCUGUGAAUCUGAAGGCUGGUAUCCAAAGCCUGAGCUGCACUGGUCAGAUGGGAAAGAAGCUCUCACUCCUGGUGAUGUGCUGUUUGACAAAACCUCUGCAGGGCUUUAUUCACUCCACAGUUGGCUCCUCCUCCCCAGUAUGUCUGAGGUCUCCUGCUCUGUUGGGCUUCCCAAUGAAAUGCCAAAGGAGGCCAGAAUAAAAAUGUCUACUAAGAUGUUUGCUUUUCCUGGAUCCUCCCCAGCUGGAUGGGUGGCCUUUGGGAUACUUCUAGCAGCUGUACUUGCAUUAGCUGCUGGUGGAGCACUGUACUUCACAAAGAAAGGAGGAAAACGCAUGAGCAGUCCUGAAGAAAUUGAAUCCCUUAUGUGUGAAGAUUUUCUGCCAACUGCUCUAUCAGAGGCUUCCAAACACUAUGUGAAUGUUCAACUGAUGGACACAGGAAACCAGCUAAUUAAAAUGAGUGGUUCUUUAUUGAGAGAUAAUCAAGUAGAGUUUCCAGAUGGAGACAGAGUUACCUGUCUCACAGCAGUCAGAGGAUCACCUGGCUUCUCCUCUGGACGACACUACUGGGAGAUUUCCUUAGGUAGAACCUGGAUGUCACCUAAGAGGUCCUGGUGGAUCGGAGUUACAGAUAGACAAGAAAUCCCUAAAGAUCAAAGUUUGUGUCCAACUGCAACAAAUGGUUUCUGGUUCCUUUCUUCUUGUCCUGAUAAAGAAAAUAGUGUUCAGUUUAAUAGUGAACCACAGAUAUAUUUUCCUGUUCAGUCAAGACUAGAAACAGUCGGUGUUUAUUUAGACUAUGACAAUGGAGAGCUCUUCUUUUAUAAUGUGGAAGAGAAAUCUCUGAUUGGAACUUUGGCAACCAAAUUUUCAGGGGAACUGUUCCCACUUUUUAACCCCGGGAAAGGUGAUAAAUUACCUAUGGUAAUAAUACAGAGACCUGAGCAGGAUCAGUCACCUAUGACUUAG